AUGAAGAAGCAAGUUGCUCAUGUCUUGCUUGGUACUCUAUAUUUAGCGAGCAUCUACACGGUCCAGGCUGUUAAUUACAGCGGACCGAGAGAAGUACUUGAAAACCAGCCGUGGAGUAUAGUCUGUAUGGGGCUAAAGGCUAGCGAGAAAAUAAUAUGGACAAGAAACGGGCAACAGUUUGAAGAAUUAUCAACCGGCGAUAUUCGAGUAUUUAAACCGGAAAAAGGAGUCAGUGAAUUAAAGUCCGACCAUGCUACUGAAUUGCACGAGGGAAGCUACAAAUGUACCCCGAAUAGCAAUGAAUCCUUCCAUCUUACAGUUAAAACUGUUACAAAAAUCAAAGUCUUGACGAAGGAUGACGUACCGAUGAAGCUCGAGUGCGAGAACCAUACAGCUGGUGAAAAAGUUGACUGGCUGAAAGAAGGAGUUCCUGUUAGCGAAAAAUUCGCUGAAAAAGAAGACUGGGUUAAGGUGACUGAUGGAGUGCUUACUUUCUUUAAAAGUGAUCAUGAACUUCACGGAAAUUACACUUGUAAUACUACUGCUAAUGUUAGUUCUACAUCAUUCUUCAGAGUAGUUCCGAAACCAACAGCAAUUUUACAAAAAUCAGUGAGCGUAGUAGAGGGUGAAAAGCUGACUGUAAUUUGCAAGGGGAAUCAUCAUCCCGGAAUAAAAAUAAUGUGGGAGUUUGCUGGUAAAACUUACAACAAUAGCGAGGGCCGUGUUAAGUUGUUGACUGACGAAGAGCGAGGAAUUAAUCGUGCAGUACUAAACGUUGAGAACAUCGAAAUGAACGAUCGCGGGAACGUCACUUGUACAGUCGCUUAUGACUGGAAUGACACUGCUAACCACAUGAACAGCACGAUAGCAUUACUCCGAGUGAAAGAUAAAUUAGCAGCUCUAUGGCCAUUCCUCGGAAUCUGUGCUGAAGUCGUCGUCCUCUGUGCCAUUAUUCUCAUUUAUGAAAAAAAACGUAAUAAAUCAGAACUCGAAGAGUCUGAUACUGACCAAAGUCCUGAUACCAAGCCAACACCCAACAAGGACUCUGAUGUGAGACAGAGAAAAAAGCAGUGCGUUAAGGCUCCAUAUAAUAUUAAAGACGAGAAUCAGUGUGAGGAUGUUGCAUAG
This is a messenger RNA of Cotesia congregata, 1128 nucleotides long. NCBI's taxonomy places the organism in Eukaryota, Metazoa, Arthropoda, Insecta, Hymenoptera, Braconidae. The record is from the annotation of a GenBank genome assembly.